Messenger RNA from Neofelis nebulosa (Clouded leopard), 3967 nucleotides. RefSeq names its product olfactory receptor 3A3-like. Gene Ontology annotation, cellular component: membrane. Lineage: Eukaryota; Metazoa; Chordata; Mammalia; Carnivora; Felidae. Gene Ontology annotation, molecular function: G protein-coupled receptor activity; olfactory receptor activity. The record is from RefSeq and is a predicted model, not a curated record. Gene Ontology annotation, biological process: G protein-coupled receptor signaling pathway.
UGCUUUAUCUUGGCGAACAUACUUGUACUUGAAAAGAAUGUGUAGUGGACACACGUGUGGAAUUCAGAUCUCCUGUUUUGUGUUCUAAAGACAUCGGUCAAGGUGCAGGUUUCUGCGCAUGGUUCCGGGCAGCUGGGGAAUGAGACCCGAGUGUCGCUGUUCCUUCUGGAAGGGCUGGCCGACGCAGAGGAGUUGAGGCCCUUGCUCUUUGUGAUCCUUCUGCUGGUCCACAGCGUGGCUGGGCAUUGCCAGCCUUACCGUGAUGGACUCCCGACUCCACGCUCCCAUGUACGACUUCUUAGUCAACCUCUCACUGCUGGACACUGCCUAUAUCUCCAGCACGGGGCCUCAGGUGCUGGAACACCUGCUGGCAGCAGUGCGGACCGUGCCCUAUCGUGCUUGUCUUCCCCAGAUCUUCUUUCUCCACUUCCUGGCUCCCUGGGAGUGCUUCCUGCUCACAGCCAUGGCCUAUGACCGCUAUGCAGCCAUCGGCCGGCCACCGCACCACCUAGUCCUCAUGGGCCGACGGCGGACCCGGGCAGGAAUGGCUUCCACCUCCCGCCUGCUUGCCUUAGCCGAUGCGUUCGCCCACACCGUCCUUGCAGCUCCACUGAGGUUCUGCGGGCCUCGCCUCAUCACCCACUUCUCCUGUGGCCUCCCUCCACUGACCAGACUCUCUUGCUCAAGCACGUGGGCCAGCGAACUUGCCCUGUUCGUCUUCAGUUUCGUGGUGGCUCUUGCACCCCGUGCCCCGGUUGCGAUCGCCUGUGUACGUGUUGUGGCUGCGAUUCUCAGGAUUCACUCCGCUGAGGGCCGAAGAAAAGCCUUUUCCACCUGUGGUGCUCACACCACCGUGGUCUGCAUUUUCUACAUCGCUUCAGUCCUCUGCUACAUCCUCCCCAGCUCUGCGUGCUCUGGCUUGCGGGACCGGGUGCUCUCUGUGCUGUACGUGGUCCUCACCCCCAUGCUCAACCCCGUCAUCUACAGCAUGCGAAACAAGGAGGUGAAGAGGGCUUUGUUCAAGGCCCUCGGGAAAGAAAGUGCCUCCUGGGCACUGGUCACAUCAAAUCAACGAGGAGUGUCCCCGGCUCAGGAGUUUCUCACAUCCGAAUGUGCUCCCAGUGCUAGGUGCCUGUCAGUCUCCACCUGCUCCGCACCCCACCCUCGUCGCACACUGGAUGCCAUAGGGAUCCCUCCCUGUACAAUGUAUUACACGAAGGCACCAAUUUUGCUGUGGACCAGAGCCGGGCUGUGACGUUUGCAUUGGACAUGGCAAGGGGCACGGCCCUCGUACACACUCUAGAGCCCCUCAUCCCACGACACGCACUCAGCAGCCGUAGUGUAAUGAUUGAUGAGGACAUGACUGCCCGAAUCAGCACGGCCGACGUCAGGUUCUCCUUCCAAUGCCCUGGGCGCAGGUAUGCACCUGCCUGGGUGGCGCCUGAAGCUCUGCAGAAGAAGCCUGAAGAUACAAACAGACGCUGAGCAGACAUGGGGAGUUUUGCAGUGCUUCUGUGGGAACUGGCGACACGGGAGGUACCCUUUGCUGACCUCUCCAACACGGAGAUUGGAAUGAAGGUGGCACUGGAAGGCCUUCGGCCUACCGUCCCACCGGGCAUUUCCCCCCAUGUGUGUAAGCUCAUGAAGAUCUUCUCCAGGGUGGGGCUGGCACAUGCCAGUGCUUUGGGGGUGAAUCCAAUCACGCAGGAGUUUGAAAUUUCAUGCACGUGAUCCAUUUGGUGAAUCCUAUUUUGGGUGCCAGGUUUCCCCCCAUUUUCAGCAACGAUCAAAUAUUUCUGUUGCUCUCUUUUUUUUUCUUUCCUUAUUCUAAAACACUGUUUUCUAUUUAUGGAAGUAAAACAUGGUCAUUGCCUAGGUUGUGCAGUUACAGAAACUUACAAAGUGACCAAAAAAGAAAAAAAUGCCCUCUAUAACCUCACCACCGCGAGAGAACCUCACUGUACACAUUUUGAUGGUUUAUUUCAGGUUUCUUUUUGCGCUACAAAUGUAUGUGCACGGGCGCCUGGGUGGCUCAGCCGGUUGAGCGUCCGACUUCGGCUCAGGUCCUGAUCUUGCGGUUCGUGAGUUCGGGUCCCGCGUCGGGCUCUGGUGCUGACAGCUCAGAGCCUGGAGCCUUGCUUUGGAUUCUGUGUCCCCCUCUCUCUCCGCCCCACCCCUGCUGUGCUCUGUCUCUCUGUCUCUCUCUGUCUUUCAAAAAAAAUGAAUAUACUUAAAAAAAAAUUUUAAAAACCAAAUGUACGUGCAUGCACAUUUAAAGUAGGAAAGCAAAACUGGAAUCAUAGUGCACUUACAGCUCCGAACGCUUAGAUAUUUAAAUUUUUUUCCACUAUAAUGUAUGCUUAUUAUAAAAUCAUUCAUGCCUUACACAAAGGUGUGUUGUUAGAAAGUAAAAAUUUCCCAUAAACUCAGUGUCUGCAGUAACCAUUAUGACCAGUUUUACGUGUGUCCUCCCAGACUUUUUCCUAGGAUAUAGUCAUCUGCGUUUAUAACGGUUUUUCUUUUGCUUGUUUGCAUACAUAGGAUCAUACCGAUCAAGUAGACAGUUGGUUAGACAUGAGCCAGAGGCAAAGGCGGUGUUAAAUAGGUGACACAUUAGAAGCCUGAGGGCACAAUGUCCUGACUUUGCGGCUGUUAACAUCCUGGUCCUAUGGCUUCCAACACCCCCAGGUUGACAGACCAAGGGCCACAGGUGCAGAACAGGGGCUCUCCUCUUCAACCUUGGCCUCAGGGUAACCUACAGCUUCAUUACAAUAGAUUUACAUCGUUUUGUUUUCAACUCUCCCCGCCCAAGGGAAGAUGGCCAUGGACUCUUCUGGCCAGAACCUCGUGGGUGGGGCCAGAAAAACUCCCCCUCCCAACCGGUAGGAGGAGUUGCGCACAUGAUGGGAAGCACCCUCAGUGGGAGACCCCCCCCCCUAGCUGUGACCCACCCGGAACCUAUGCAAACAUACAGAGAGAAGACACCCCCAAACCCAGACACCUCUGGGCCUGUCCGCUCUGCCACCUGGAGAGUGCACUGUCCUUAAUAAACUGCUUUGUGCUUGCUACUUUCCUUCUGGCUGUCCUUAUUUGAGCGCAGAUCCUCAUGGAAACGUUCCGUGGGGGAUCCAAGAGUGGAAGCUUCCAUUCACGCUGUGUAGACGCUCCCACUGGUAAACAAUACCCUGUACCAAAUUGGCUGUUUAUAAUCCUUAUUCCAGGAAUCCCAUGGUCCCGUCAUUUGUACAAUCUUCUACUGGGCUGUUUGUGUCUUUUACGGAUUUAUUUGCUAGGAGUCACUUGUGUUUUGAAGAUACUCACUUUAGUUUGCCAUUUGGGUUACUAAUGUCUUCCUAACUUGUCUUUCCGUUUUAUUUAUGAUGUUUUCUUCCAUAACAGAGCUUAACACCUUUGUGUAAUUAGACACUGGUGUUGGUUUAUUUGUGGUUGUGGCUGUUUGCUUCUGGAUUUUGCAUCCUGCUUUGUUUACUGUUUGACUUAAGAAUAAGGUCAAGACCGGCUUUCUUUUUCUUCUGACUCGAGUAACCCAAAUAAUUUCACCAUUGUUCUUUACAUACUCUUUCAAGUUGGGUUGGACUCUGGCUUCUGGCUCUUCAUUUUACAUCUCUUUCUCCAGGCACAGCUCUGGCUUGGUCCCUUAGAACACUGCUUGUGUCCUGGCUGAGAAACCUUACGCUCCCAUGAGGACAUGGGACUUGUGCUCGACUUUGGACAUCAACUUUGCAGCCACCCAUCUGGGCCUUUCUCCCCGUAUCCUUCACUCUCCUACAUAGUAGAAUAAUGCUCCCUCAGCCGCUAACCAGGUAAUAUGCCAUAAUUACAGAAACCUGGAUCAGUAGGUCAUGGGGGAAUGUACAGUUCCUACAAGAUUGUGAACUCAAUAACCUGAAAACUCUAUCACCACUGAAACUAGGGUUGUGUAUAUUUAAACAUAUAUAGAAAUAUA